Molecule: messenger RNA, 21482 nt
Organism: Spirodela intermedia
Lineage: Eukaryota; Viridiplantae; Streptophyta; Magnoliopsida; Alismatales; Araceae
Source: the annotation of a GenBank genome assembly
AUGGGCCGCCCGGAGCCCUGCGUCCUUUUCUCGCAUUCCUUCGUCCACGCGCAACUUGAUGAGUACGUCGACGAGGUCAGUCACUCUCCCUACUCCGUGUAGGUUUUUCUUUUUUCUCGCUCAACUGUUCGCGGUCCGUGAUAAUUCGCGUCCCUUUUCAUGGUGCACUCUGAAAUGAUCUUUUGUUUCAAGCUAUUUUCUGUGGAUUUUUGUGCGUACCUUCGAUUAUGCUCAUCGAAUUGACUAGGGCUUAAGUGGAAACUGGAUUGCUGGCCCCAUAUGGAUGAUGCUUGCAUCACAGUGACCGGAGUUUUGAAAUAUAUAAAAUUUAUCAAGCUAUUCUGCCGGUUAUCUUACCCCUCCCCGAAUUUCUCAACACGUCAUAGCCUAAUCUCGUACGAAUUUAAUUAUGAAUUAUGUAUUGUUUGAAGUAAGUUGGAAUUACGGUGGACAUAGAAACACCGGUUAUCUACAGUCUGUUUUGUCUAUAGGUGGAUAAUUCGUUAUUUCGUCGUGUAUUGUUCGUUCAGGUAUUGUUUGCAGGGCCUGUCGUCGUUACUGGUUGUGAGUUCCUUGAGCAGAAUGCGUCUCCUUCAGUUCCUGCAGUAUCACUUGUUGGGUAUGACAGACAUGUUCUUUUCUUUGAAUUUUCUUUAUCAGUUGACAGUUAACUAUUAUCGGGAUGGAAUUGGUGCCAGAGGCUUCUAAUCUGUUUCGCCUGUUGCGUCUUGAAAUAAUAUUGUUAUUGCAUUCCUUACAUAUAUGAUCUCAUUGUUUUCCGUGAGUCUUUCACAGGGUUUUGGACAGUACUAGGACAAUUGAUUAAUAAUGCUUUAAUGUCUAAAUAUACUAUUUUCGGUCUAUCAACGUUAUACAUUCGUGGAAACCUCUAAAAAACCUUGUGUUACUAAUUUUAGUGAUCCAAUAAGUUUUGAUGCAAGAUGAAUACAUCAGAUGGUGAGCCAUAUCUUCAAAGCCUCGUUUUCUCUAAUCAUCUGGAAGCUUAGUUUAGUGUAGAAGAGAUCUGUUACAAUGCUAUCAAUUAGGAUCAUAGAAAUUCGUGGAAUAGAGCCAUUUUACUCAUCUCAAAGAUAAUGGUGGUUCAACUAUUUAGUAUAAUAUUCCCAUCUACGUAGAUAGUGGCUAGCCAGAAGAAAAAUUUGAAUCAGAAGUGGUAUAUAUUGGUAUUUAAUUUUUGAUAGUGGACCGUAUUCACGACCAUUCAUAGAGAAAAACUAUUCUGUAUGAUGACGACCACUUGUAUAGAAGCUUAAUGGGUGGCAAAAUCCGUUGGUAAACAUCAAUACCUCCCAAAAUGAAGGAUUGGUUUCCCCCCUAGUAGAUCAUGUUGUAACCCAUUCUCUGUUUGUCUCUUCCUCUCUCGAUCAGAAAUAAUAGUGACCACACCGAACUGAACCGUUUUUUCCUCAAUAUGUGAUUCCACGUUCUCUAAGAAGGUUGAAUAUAGGGUAAACUACUACCCUGUUUAAUCUUCUUGUAGUAUCUAUCAUUGAUGCCUACAUGUCCAUCUUUUCUCAACUACCCACGGACGUGUUAUGAAAUAAUUAUUCUAUAGAGUAUCAUCUGCAGAGUUUCUUCUGAAAAUUCACAUCUGACGAAUGUAUCUAUGACAUGCUCUUCUCCUGCAUAGGCUGCCGAUAAUCUGAAUAUUAUCUUUAACUUUACCAGCCAAUCACUGGUGGAAAGUUUCCCAUGUGAGAUCUUCCACAUUAAAAUCUUAACCUUUAGUGACUAUUACAUAUAAACACUUUAAAAGCUGCAUGAUGCGACCAACCUCCUUUGUUUUUAAUGAUAUGAGGUAUAAAUUUGCUUCUUUUAUGCCUCCAGUUCCGUGAAUAUCUUCUGCUACCGAUGUUGCUCUUGUUUCUAGCAAAGAGAGAAUUGUCUUCUUGUUACUCAAUCCCCUUUACCCCAAGCGCUUUCUAAAAGGUGGAUAUCACGGUCCUAGGUGGACAAAUUUAUGUUCAAUGAUCUUAUGGCCAUUUCAACUGUAAAUUUCAAUUGAUGUCUUCUCUUUAUUUAUGGGAAAUCCCUCCUCAUCCUAGAAAAUUGGUUAUAGUGUUCGGUUGCAGGUUCCACACUCUUGUGCUCGUGUAGUACUAAUCAUUUCUGUCCGUAAUGCGCUUUCUUAUAUUCUCAGUAACAGCAAGCCAUAAUUAUUAGUGCCAACUUGAAGUCUCUGAUGAUCAUGCUCCUAAUGCCUCCAUUUUCUUUAGGCUUGUAUAUUUCUCCCGAGCCUAUAUAAUGGCAUUCUCUGCAAUUGUGUUCACUAGCAUGUCAUAUGAAUCUUGUAGUUAUUUUAGGCAUUUUUGUCACCCUCUUCAAAAUUCUGAAUGGGAAUACCAAAUGUGUCACAAUGUGACAUCAAACUAAUCCCCUGCCACUUCUUUCCUUUCCAUUUUUCCACCCUGUAUUCAGAUUUUUGUAUAAGCUUUAUCAAGUCCUAUCAUUGUUAUUUGGUUUUAGUGGCAACCUCAAAUAUGUGAUAUUUAAGUUUCGUACCUCACAUCCAGGAAGUAUGGCUGUCCUUCUUGAGCCUGUUAGCCUCUUCUAAACAUUCUAACAGUAGUCUAACUAUGCACAUGUGAAACAGGUAGAAAGUUCAUAUUGAACUGAUAGUAAUCAUUGCAUUAAUCUGGUGGAAAGAAACAGUCCAUAUUCGGGGAGAAUCCAAUAUCCCAGCUUUAAAAUGGACAGAAGGAAAAUCAAUUAGGGUCGAAUUGAAGGAAAAUCCAUAUGGGUUAAGGUGAUGAUACAGAAAUCUUUCGAAACGGAUCUAGUGGCCUUAUAUAUAUAUAUAUAUAUAUAUAUAUAUAUCUAUAUACUCAUCACAGCUACAAAUAUGAUUAAAAUGCGUGCUUCAGCUAUUCCCGAGGGAAGCACAUAGAAUUCCAAGUUGAUUCAGAAAAUGAUAGAAUGACAGUGCCAUUUUUCUCAGAAUUUUCCACCUGCUUUGUUGUUUUUGACCUGGAACUAUAAUAGGUCAAGACAUGGGCGAUUUAUGUCUUCUUUGUGUAUAUGUCACUGAAUGAUGAUUUCUUUUCGGUAUUGUUCUUUGAAGUGGGUUGUUUUCUAGUGCUUGAAGACGUUAUUAAUCUCAUUGGUCAAGUUUUAUAUUUACUUUAUUAUUUCAUAUUUUAAAAACAUUAAAUAAAUGGAUCGUACGUGUGUAUAAAGGUCUUCCUUCUUAACCUUUGGUUUUUGACCAAAAGGAAUGGAUAUGAUGAUUGCCAUGAGCAACUUUGGUGGCUUCUUCUUAAUGUCUUAGCACUCUCAUGCUUUCUUUGGCUUGGGGUGACCUUCAAACUGUUUGUAGCUUUUAGUAACCUGGUUUCGUUUCUAGCAUGUUGAUCUCUUAACUUAUGUCACAAUCUUAUUUCCCCUAAUGUUAACAUUAGGACAUAGAGUUAUUUCUUGAGGAGAGUAAAUCAUUCUUAUGUUCUUGAUUUUGAAGAAAUUGAUUCUUGAAUCUAACGAGAGACGUGACAUUGGUGCCAUUCUGUAACCAUUCCGAUAGAUGAAAAGUCGUGUAAAUUAUUUUUUCAUGUUGAUUAAUGUUCAUCUUUCAAAUAUUUUUACUUAUUUUCUGUGAGUGAGGCUUGAGUUCCACAUUCUUGAUACAGCGCUACAUCACCACCUUCAUUUGCACUGGAAGUUUUUGUUCAUUGCGAAGGGGAGUCUCGUUUUCGGCGCCUCUGUCAGCCUUUUCUUUACUCACCAUCUUCAUCAAAUGUGCUAGAAGUUGAGGUAUUUCUUUGUGUUCGCAUUUGCGGUCAGCACUCUGUUUGGAAUCUCUCAAUGAACUUUAUGAAUAGCCGCUUUCUUGUUUCAAAGCUUUACAUUCCAGUGUUUUCCUGUGAAUUUUUAGGUUUCCUUUUCUUUCUCUUAAUUGCUCUGAUUUAGGUUUUAGAAGGAUGUUUAUCUUCAACUUGGAAUGAGACAGGGAUAGCUGAUUAUGUAGAACUACUAAAUAUUAAGGCGGAUGCCUCAUUACCUUGACAGCUAGUUUUCGUUUUUGUGAUUUUUAAGAAAAAAAUUAAAUGUACAUGAUCUGACUAAGAGACUUUUGUUGUUUUUGUAUUCAUGCUUCAUGGUUUGAUGGGUGAUGAUGAUUUUAUUUCCACUCUUUGAAUAAAAUACAGAAGGACAUGAGAAACCUCCAUCAGUAUGUUGUGUAGAUGACAAGGUAUAUACCAUUGCUAAAGAUUCUUGCUGUUGCAAAUUACCUAGAUAGAGUGUGUGACACAAAAAACAUUCCUCUAUGUCAAGGUAAAAAGCUGCAGUUAUGACGUGCUAAAAGAUGUGUGCAUGAUUUGGGAACUAUUUCUUUACUGGAAAAAAUGCUAGAAAAAUGAUUGUUAAGUGAAACUGUCAUGCCUAGAAGUUGAUCAUGGUUGGAGUCUGAAUAUAAGGGGCUAAAUGGUUAGAUAAUCUGAUGGAAAUGAUAAUUUCUUUAUUUACUCAUCACUUUUUAUUUGUAUAGAACUCGCUGUUUUUUUGCAUGAUCUUUAAACAACAGCAGACAGAAACAAAGGUGAAUUUGCUGCUCAACGGUAAGUCAUAAUGUCUUCAGAAGGUUAUUCAGUUCUAUUCAACUGGCAGAAGAUAGGUUAAUGCCACGUAUGUUUUGAAUGACAUUGAUCUAUGAUGAAACACAGUUAUUAGAUAAAACUGAUAGGGAGGACUGAGGUGGACAACCUGUUUUUAGGUUCGUAGAUGUACAUCAAGCUGCCUUCUAAAACACUCGUGGGAAAUCUUUUUUCCAUUGUGAAUAAGAAAACAACUGUAUCACGUUUCUUAUAAACUAAUCAACUGCGUUGUGGGGAUUUUUAGGCAUCAAGGUUGUUCAUAUUCUCUAAAAUGAGAUAGUGGACUUUGAGAUUUCGUAAAAAGGAAGGUGUUUUUUCCUCGUUUUGUGAGGCGAUUGAGGUAUUACUUUGGCGUGAAAUAUGGUGAUAUAGUCCCGGCAAUAGCUGCAUCUUGGGUUUUAUUUGUUUGCAAGCUCUUUACCGAUCAAAUAUUGUUUACUUUCAUUUUUAAAUUUAAAACUUAUUUUUUUAUUAUGCAUGUAAAAAGAAUUCAGCUGUAUUGUAAUUCAGCUGAAAAAAAAGGUCAUGAGGGGCUUAGGUCAAAUGCAGUAUGAUUCAUCGGUUAGAUUUAUACCAUUGAAAGACGUAAGUGCUUUCUCUUUGGAUGACAUAAGUGAUAUUAAAUGGCAGCCAAAUAAUGCAGCUACAGCCUUGUCUUUUAUCUUUCCUCGAUCAUUGCUGUAGUAACUUUUGAGUUGAGCUAUGUUUAAUCUUAUGUAGUCCAUUUAUCCUGGAAACAUAAAUUUUAUUUGUAUUAUCUUUGCAACAUUGUUCUUUGUCCCUAUUUAUAUUAUAUACUUUUUGAUAUGCAGGCUGUAGUUACAAACCAUUUAAUUGUGAGGGGUAACUAUCGCAGUCUAAGUCUGGUUAUUUAUGGCAAUACUGCAGAGGAUCUUGGUCAGUUCAAUAUUGAUGUUGACAUGGAUAGCUCUCUAGCAAAUUUAGUUUAUUCUUCUUCAGAGGGAAAGAUUGAAGAUCUCCCCCCACCUUUGCGGUCAAUGAAGUUACCACUCGAAGAUUCCAUAUCAUCUUUAAAAUCAUUGUCCCUUCCUGUUCCUGUGUCAAAUCUUUCAGCUGACAUGGAGGAGUUCUUACAGUUGGUUUUUAAAAUCUGCCAAAUUCCUGAUCUUGCUGAUGCACUUUGUAAAGUUGUAAGUGCUGUAGUAUCAUUGAUAUCAUCCUAUGUCUCUGGUGGUUUUGGAUCAGCAAUGACAAUCUGCCGCCAGAAAUUUGGUGAUGCCACAGAAUGGAGAAAGAAUCCUCAGCAUGCUUCUAAUGCCCUCACUGAUGCCAGAGAUGAGCUUCGUGCGCUCUAUGAGAAUCAUCUAUUGUCAAUUGAAAGCAAGCAGAGUAAAUUAUUUGAAAAUGAAGUGCCUGAGGCUAAGUCCAUGUCGACAAAUUCAGAGUUGCUAGUUUAUUUAUUUGGUCAGUGUUUUCCAUUUUAUGAGGAAAGUAAUACUCAUGGACAUUUAUUACUUUCUCAGGUAAAUGCCUAGUUAACUUUUAGCGUGUUUCUGGAAGUGACGUACCUCUUCUCUUUUGCUAUGCUCAACUCGAACUACUUCUAAUUCUAUGUGUUACUUGUUUCAGAACAAAAACAUGGUUUUAAGAUUGGGGGUCACUCUUCUUUUGUGUUCUGCCAAGGAGAGUUGCUUUUGGCUUGUUAACAAUGGUGGAAUGGAACAAAUUGCUAAUACAUUUUCUUCAGAGGUUCAAAGUUCUGCUGCUACUACCUUACUUCUUCUUUGCGCUGUUGAACAAGCCACUAGGCAUGCCAUUGGAUGUGAAGCUUUUCUUGGAUGGUGGCCACGUAAAGAUAUUGAUGUGCCAGUUGGUAAUAGUGAUGGUUACUGCCAUUUAUUGAGCUUGUUAAUGCAGAAGCAGCGACAUGAUAUUGCUUCCCUUACUACGUAUAUUCUACACCGUCUGCGUUCCUAUGAAAUUGCAGCGAGAUAUGAGGUCUUGAUACUGUCUAUGCUAGUAAUCGUGGGUGUUUACAAAUAAACUCUUUUAAGAUUCAAAAUGAUGGAUUUUUUUUGUUUUUGCAGUCUGCAAUAUUAUCCCUGUUGACGAACCUAUCUGUUGAUUCCUUGGGUGCAACUGACAGAAUACAUUCACUUGUCACUGCCAAUUCUAUGCUGAAAAGUAUUUCGGUUAGUCUUUUUUUUUAACAGUUAUGACUUAUUGGUAUUCGUUUAAGCAUUUUCAGGGUGUAAAAUAGUAUAAAUCAGUCUGAAGCAUGAUUUAAUGGUUAUAGUUUAGUGCAGAAAAUGUCAGAUUUGAACUGUCCAUAUGUAUUAACCAUUAACUGUAAGAAUCUUUUUGGUUUCAACUUCGAUGAAGAGGAGAAUCUGUGUUCCCUUGCGUAUCACUGACAAGUGCUAUUUGAAUACUUAGACAAUCCAGAUUUAUCCUGUGCAUUGCUUUACAUCAUAUUUCUAUUGCAUAAUUUUGUUUAAUAUAGAAUGUGUUGCCAGUCAGAUGCUUAAUACGGUUUAUUCCUAUUUGUCAUCAUCAAUGCAGUGAAUUCUUAGAAUUUAAUUUCCCUUAAUUUAGGACAACUUUGGAAAGAGAAUCCAGACGUAUCUGUAAAUGAAAUUGUACGAGAUUCCAAUCAACGUGCAGCUAAUCUUUUUGAAAGUGAAUUGUUACCUCAUGUUCAUCAAAUUCAGAUAGUCAUGCUUUGAUGCAUAAUUUUGGUUUCCUUCGUUGAAGAAUUAAUGUGAGCUGGUUUUGAAGCUUCAGCCAUUCACUCAUCUGCUCCCUUGUUCCAGAAAUUGUUGAACUUGCGAGUUCCAGUUGAAGAUCCCUCUCCAGCAGCUUUGGUGAAGUCGUCUGCACAGGGUCAAGAAGAACUAUUGUCUUACAGGGCAACUGUAGAUUUUAUUUCUUUGUCAAAGCAUAGUCUUUGGGACAUCGAUGCACAGUUGUUAACCCUUCUCAAGGUAGGUUAAUGUUGUAAGAUUAGCAGGACUUUAAUUUGUGUUUUAAUCACAAAAUCUUCUUAUAAUGAGACAGAUCUUUUUAUAAAUAUGGGACUGGGAUUACAGUGAUUAUUCUUUCCAAUCAUUAAAAUGUGGACAAGCAAAGUACUCAGAAUAAUUUCUGAGUUCAGGUUGGCGGUUCCUUUUUCUACAAGAAGCUAUGCUAUUGGGUUUUGAGUGAUCAGAUGAGAAGUUAAAUUCUUUUCUGCCAAACCCUUGUUCCCAGGCAAAAUGAGCGAAUAUAAAUGAGACGCUAAUAAAUUUCUCCCUGUAAAAGAGAUGUAUGUUUGUGCUCACGUUUGUUGGUAGGUUAGAUUGGAUUUCUUUUUUUUGGGAGAAAAUAUUCUGAUAACUUCUCCCUCAUUUUGUUUUCCUCUCCUCUCAUUUUGCCUACCAAUUUCGUGCUAUAAUAGAUCACCUAAAAGGGCACUCUGUAUUAUCUGGUCCACCUGGUGUUGGAAUUUGUGUUGUAAAUGAAACUGAUGACGACUAAGUCAAUUUAGAAUGACAAAUAUGUACUUACCAGAACUAAAAACGAUUCCAAUAGGCUACCUGAUUCAGAAUUCAGCAACAGGCGUCAUGCAUCUGUAUUUAAAUAUAUGAUGCUGCUUCUGAACUCUACAGUUGGUGUGUGUUCAUCAUUAGUUAUGAAUAAAUUGUUGCAGAUAUCAACUAUAUCAGUGUUUCUCUUUAAAACAUAUCUCAUGAGAAUAAUAUCUGUUUCCAUAUCAAAAUAUUGAGAUAAAUGUCAAUUUCCCUACCGGAGUCAAGAGACGUAAUAUGAUCCCGCUUAUUGGGUUUUGUUAUCAGAAACGACUUUAUCAAAUUCAGUCUCCGCGAAAUAUCUGUUAAUGUGGGAAGUAAAAAUUCUUAAGCUAUGCUUUUUUAUUACUGUUGCUAGUGAAUGUUCUCUUCUACUAAUGCUACAUGUCUUCUUUACUGUCAACUCUUCUGUAGUUUUCUCACUAGUUUUCGUUAGUAUUCUUUAAAAUUCUUUUCAAAUAUCCUUCAAAUGGAUAAUUCACUUGUAUGGUUUUGUUGAAAUAGGAAAGAGGGUUUCUUCCUCUAUCAGCUGCUUUAUUGUCGUCGUCCAUUUUGCGUUUGGGAAGUGGUAGUACAAUGGAGAUUUUUAUGGACAUUGCUGCAUCCAUCGAGCUAGUACUUCUGACACUUCUUGGCUGUCGCUCAGGUUUCUAUGACUGUGUCCACCGGAAUUUUUUCAAGAUAUGUGUUACCUGUUGAACCUUACAUCUUGUUUGUACGCCAGGUUUAACCUUCCUGCUUCUUCAGCCAGAGGCAACUGCAGCUCUGGUUUCAUCCCUGCAAGGAUUUGAAGAUUCAGACAAGGCAGAAUAUGUUACUAUUAGACAUGCAGCAGUUCUAAUAUCAAAAGGUUUCUUUUGCCGUCCACAAGAAAUUGGGAUGAUUGCAGAGCUUCAUCUUAGAGUGGUAAGGAAUCCCAUUACCCACAAUUAGGGUCUGGCUCAUAGGACUAGGGGUCUGACUUCAUUCCGACUCCUGUUUGACAUAUGUGACAGGGUUACUCCUUGAUCCGACUUUGUUCUGACUCAAUAUACUUGAAAACUGAGUAAGAUCACAGUGUAUCUUUCUCACUUGAGUUGAACCGGUCCACUGAGUUUUUAAGUUGUUACUAUAUGUUAUAUUUGGCCCUAGAUUCUCAAGUUUUGGACGAUUUUAGUGUUCUUCAUAAAAUUGUGGAUUCUCUAUUUUUCGUACACUUUGAGGACUUUUUUUAACGCUAGUUUAUCUUUAUUGAUUUACAUUUUCAAGUUUUAGGCUCUUUAGGGUCUAGGUGCUCAAAUAAAGUGUUAGAAUUGCAUAGAUCGAAAUGAAUGAGAGAGAAUUCAGUAAAUUGGAAGGUUUUACUUUAAAAUGGAAUAUAUCAUUGCCCAGAAUUGCGCAUCUUCUUUCAUGUGACGUUUUGAUUGCUCAUCAAUCAAGAAGUCAACUAAAUUAGUGUCAUUUUAAAUUGGUGUCAAAUGGAACCUUUAUGUCUGGAUGUUCACCUCACUAUCAGCUUGACCAUAGGGAUCUCUACUGGUUGGGCUGCAACUUUGGGCCUGGUCGUUUUUUUAAAGGUCCUGUUUUGCCCUUGCCCCGAGACAAUCCCAUAAAAUGGUCUCUUGGUGACGCUUCAGGACGGGGUAGGGUCAGGGGUGGUUUGGAGAUGGUUCCUACCCAUACUUUUUUGUCUGAUUUUGACAUCUAAGGCCAUAUCCUUGAUUCAGUGUCAUGUUGAGAAUUUGAUGUUAAUUUAGCUGCAAAAUUGGAUUGUCUAGAUUGUUGUCUUCUAAUUCUGUUGUGCUUUCUGUUUAAUUUCUUCAUUGGUAUUCCUCACUUUGUGUUCCUUUAAUCUAUAGGGGAUCACCAUUGAUCGGCUGCUGUCAUCUCCUCCUCAUUCUGAAGAGCAACUAUGGACACUUUGGGAGCUUUGUGCGAUUUCCAGGUGGAGCGAUUUGUGUUUUAUAUGUCCAGUUUGCUUCUGUUUGGUGAUUUUUGUAACGUAAGAGUAGUUCCGCAGGUCUGAUUCUGGACGUCAAGCAUUGUUAUCUAUUGGGCAAUUCCCUGAGGUAUCUUUUGCUUUUUAUGAUAAUAUUGCCGCUCAACUGUCUUGAAAAAUUGUAAUUUAACUAGCAUAGAUUAUGUAGAAUAGGCCAAAACUCUAUGUUUUAUGACUAGCUAAUGUUCUUUGGUUAGAUAUGGUUUCUGCUCUGCAAUACAUAGUUCUCUGUGAAGGGUUUUCAUAUUACUUUUCGUUUUACCUACUGCUGAUUGUUUAUUUAUUUGUGUUGUAGGUAGUAUCAGUUCUGAUCCAGAUAUUGCGCUCUUUCAAAGAUAUGGAACCAGUUGGCGUAAAUGCUGGUUUGUGUGGAGGCUGGACUUUUAUUAUGCUUUUUUCUGUUUGUUGGACAUUCCUGUUUCUCUUUUGGGGUCUGCAUCUUUUCAACUUAUUCAAGAACUCAAUAUUACAGGUAGUUCAUCAUUAAGUCUUGCGAUUUUUCACUCCGCUGCUGAGAUUAUUGAAGUCAUUAUCAUGGAUUCAAAUGCAACAUCACUGGCUUCUUGGAUUGGACUUGCUGCUGAUCUUCACAGAGCAUUACACACCUCCUCACCGGGAUUUAAUAAAAAGGAUGCUCCUACCAGGGUGCUGGAAUGGAUAGACGCUGGUGUUGUUUAUCACAAAAAUGGGGCAACUGGUCUCCUCCGGUAUGCUGCUGUUUUAGCUUCCGGUGGAGAUGCUGGAAACGUUCUUGUGUCAGACUCAGUGGACAUUGAGAAUGUUGUCGGAGAUUCAGGCAGUGGUUCUGAUUCUCUUUUUGUGGAUAAUCUCCUCGGAAAGUUUGUCUCAGACAAGUCAUUUGAUGGUGUUGUCCUUCACAACAUGUCUAUGGUGCAGCUAACAACAGCAUUUAGAAUUUUGGCGUUUGUUUCUGAAAAUUCGGUAAGUUUUUUCAUUUAAGGAAUCUGUGGCGUCUGCCAUAUUAGUUUGAUCCGUUUCCCGCUGAUUUUGUGUUCUGUUGGUGAAGACUGUGGCAGCAUUGCUGUUUGAAGAAGGAGCAGUGACACUUGUAUGUAUGAUCCUGAUGAAUUGUAGAUUUAUUCUUGAGCGAUCAUCAAACACCUUUGGUAUGUGUUUUACAUUUUACUAUGCUUAAUAUUGCUGGGCUCAAGUUUGGCCCAUUUUGUGCGCAAACUGCUUGGACUGCAGAGAUAUUUGUUCUUGGACAAUCAUUCCUCUUGUAAUCACUGUUAAUCAUUUCAUUCUAUAGUUUUUCAUCUUACAUUGUAAAUGCCUUAACAUGACUGUGAAAACUUCAUCAACUUCAAAGGGAUGAACUGCCUGAUUUGGUGAAAACUGGAUUUCUUUUCUUUCAGUCUUCAAAUUUGUACGAAUAUUAUUUUUAUUCUGCAGCUUUUAUAGUUAAGAAAACAGUUGAAAGGUUCCUUGGGGCUAUCAUUGUUGGUAGUUUGCACCGUAUUGUUGUGUUAUAUGUUUUUAGUGAGAUAGUAGUCAUAUGAAGGAAGAUUGAAAAGGCAUUUGAUGGGCAGGAGACAAAGUUGAAGAGAAAGUUCGGAAGGGAGUUGCUGAGGGUGAACCAUGUUCGAUUUUAAAUAACGGGAUUUUUUUUUUAAAUACAAUGCUAUUCAGUUUAUAUAGGAUUCUGUAAUUUUGGAACUGUUGGACAAAUUGAAGUUCACAUAAGUGUGCAUUGCUGGAGAUGGUUACUUCUAUUAUGUUUCAAUUAACUCUGAAUGAGAGAAGAUCUGUGUGGCUUUGGUUAUUGAUCCAUCAUUUUUUUGGCUCAGUAUAUUUUCUUUUUCUCUAAAGAAGCUGUAUUUGGGAGACUUUUGGGGAUUAAUCCCCUGUGGUAUAUUAUGUGAUGCUUAUGUAUCAGUCAAAAAGAGGAAUUCGGAAAGAAUAUCCUAGCUUGCCCUGCAUAUUGUUGGUCUACCUCAUUGUAGUGUUGAGAGAUAUAAUAAUUUAAUACUUGGUGGGUGAAGAGAAGAUUACUCCUUAACACAGCCAUGGACAGCCUGAUGAAGGCGUGAACUAGGAAAGGGUGACAUACUCCUGUGAAAGUAUAUCCAGUAACGAAUUCUGGCCUUUUCGAUGCGGAAAAUGGACUGACCACAUUCUCUAGAAAGAAGCUAUGACAACUGAAGAGCUGCUUGUGGUGGCUACCUGCAGUACAUACAUUUGAGGACGUCUUAUUAAUUGAAUUAGUAUUAAACAAACCGCUAUUGCAAACCAUCUGAUUCCUUGCGGGGUAGGUUGUAAACCUUGGUCAUUUACAUGAGGGCAUGAAUAGUAGGAAGAUGGAAAUGGAGUAACGUUUGUAUACCUAUAACAGUCUAGCGCUAAAUGAAGGGUUUUCAUGCACUUUUUGUACGUAUUGAUUGUGCUUGCUUCUUCAUAUUUAUGCUCAUGAUAGAAAGUUCAAUAAGUUGACUUGAUUCCAGAUCAAAACUAACAAAUUUAAGGGGAGGUAGGAAUUGCUGGCAUGGGCAUUGUCUGUGUUAGUGCCAUAGGGGGAAUGCUAUACCUGAUGAUCUUUGUUGUUGAAGUUUGUAACAGAGGUGGGUUAUAGUUUUGCGGUCUCGGUAUAGUUGAACCAUUUCUAAGGAGUCAAACUUUCUACAAGGAUCAAUUUAGGUUUCUGUCUCGUGCCCUUUAUCGUAUGAAGUUAAUAUAGUGAUAAUUGUGUAUACAUGAAUUUAUUUCUGUAUUUUUUUGUCUUAUUUGUACUUGUUUCUUUUUUGUUCCUUGAUUUGUAACGCUGCAAUAGGAAACCCAUGUCUGUGCUUGCUCCUUUUCAUAUUUUUGACACCUAUAUAACUACACAGAAGUUUGGGUUAUAACUCAUUUGGAUUUCGUUUUGUUGACGUUUAGUUGCCAACAGAACUUCAGCUUCUAAGUCUUAUGAUCAAUAUUUUAAAAUGUAGCCCUUUGGUUGUAGUGAAUGUAUCGUUUCUGCCAUUGGUGGUCUGAUCCUACUUAAAGAACUUAAUUUCAUGUCCUGUAGAACCUUAGUUCCAUUACGCUAUAUGAAUGGUUAUAUUUAUUGAAAGGUCUUUUUUUCUUGCAGAUUAUCUCGUUGAUGAAGGAACAGAAUGUGGUUCUACAUCAGAUUUGCUUCUGGAACAAAUUCUUGAGCAAAGUGUGGUUGAACUUAUGAUUCCUUGUCUAGUUCUACUGAUUAAUCUUCUGCAGACAUUACAAGUAUGUUAUUAAAUUCACAUGUUUGAGCAUAGCCUUUUCAUUUUUAUGCUUUUUUGCUACUUUUUUUAAACAAUAGAGCUAACAUAGAUCCAGUCGACCUUGUAUCUAAGCCUAUCAUUCAGGUGAACACACAUUUUUUUUCUUGUUUGUUUUGAAAAGAUGUUGAUCAAUUCCAAUUCUUUCUUUUUAUAUCGAUUCUUUUCUGAUCGAGAUGUAUGGAUCCAUGGAUCUGUAUCUUUAUGGACCAUGAUCAUGGAUGAACGAAAAUGUGUCAAAUCCCUAAUUGCCCCUUCCAUCUUGAGUCUAAGUUCUCAGAUCUACCCAUUUUGAUUUGGAAUUUACAUAUUCAAUUUGAAAUCAUCGGCCAAUUUUUUAUCUAUUCAAUGUUUUCAUCCUGGGGCAAGUCAUCAUCUUCAGAGGUUUCCCUUUAUUGAAGGCAUUUUCUUUUUAAUAAUUUGAUGUAGUUGAUUUCGAUCUUCUUCAAGUCAGCUAGUGGCAUCCUGUUGGUAGGUUUCACAGUUAGGUAUGCUGUGUAAGAACUUUGCCUUGAUUCUAUCGAAUCAAUCUAAAGUUUUGAGUGUUAUUCGUGAUGAGCGUAGUGCUUGUUGUCAUGUGGGUUUGAGGCUUUUUCUCAUAAGCCAAGUCCCUACUUAGACCAUCUAUUUCUCUUCGGUUGGAACAGCGAAGUAAUGCGCCAAGAUUUAUUAGUCAUUUCUCCCAUCAACUUGAAUUAUAUGCCCUCCAGGAUUAAUGCUUGUUAGAUGUGUAUUUGUAGUUUCUGAUGCGUGCUUAUUUGUUUGUAUUAUCAUUUUUCUCGUAACUCCUUUAUUUUCUGUAUCCAAUAAUUUUCUACAUUAGAAUGACUCAUGAGUAUCCUCAUUCCUGGCAUUGCCUUGCAAGCCCCUUGUAGAUAAAUUUACAAUGCCCAACUACUUUGGUUAUUAAUGUUUUCUAUUAAUCUUUGAUCUUGCAGGAGGCUAAAGAACAGUAUCGGAAUACGAAGUUACUCAAGGCUCUUCUACGAUUGCAUCGAGAAUUAAGGUGAAUCAGAUUAUUUUCAUUUUGUUAUGUAUGCAUAUAUGAGUAAAAGUUCAUACCAUUUUUCGCGUGCAUUUGUCAUGUUACGUAUGCCUUACAGUGAAAUGUCUUUGGCUGUUCUGAAUAAGGAUUGUCCAUGUUUUUAUGGUGAAUUUUUUGCUGCUGUAGUCCAAAGCUGGCAGCAUGUGCAGCAGAAUUAUCUUUUCAAUAUCGUACCUCAGCCCUCAGUUUAUGUACUGUUUGCCGUCUUAUUGCGUCUGCACUGGCAUGUUGGCCAAUAUUUGGUUGGACACCUGGCUUAUUUCAUUGUCUUCUGGAAAGCAUUCAAGCGUCAUCAUCAUUAGCUCUGGGCCCGAAAGAUGCUUGCAGUUUCCUAUGUCUUCUGGUAUGGACCACUUCAUAAUCAUAACUAGUUUGCUUUCUAGGAUCCUGGAUGUGGUAACUGUCUUCUUGUCACCAAUCGUCUCUGACCUCCCAUUAACUUUUGAAUCACGCUGCUUUGUUAACUUAAUCAACUGUUACGUCUGAACAUCAUCUGACCCCUCUAUGUUUCUUGUUCUGGAAGGGUGACCUAUUUCCAGAAGAAGGUAUAUGGCUUUGGAGGAAUGGAAUGCCCUCACUAAGUGCUAUUAGAACAUUGAGUGUUGGAACAAUAUUAGGUCCUGAAGGAGAGAAAUUCAUUGAAUGGCAUCUCCAGCCAGAACACCUGACAGUACUGCUUGGUCGAUUGACACCUCAGCUUAAUAAAAUUGCACAGAUUGUUCUACAUUUUGGCUCUACUGUGAGUAAUAUUAUUAUAUUCCGUUUUCAACAGACUCGCAAAAACUUAAUAUUUCUUGCUCACGUGACAAAUUUAUGAUGGUAUGAUCAGGCCUUGGUGGUUGUUCAGGAUAUGCUUCGAGUGUUUAUAAUUCGCAUAUCUUGUCAAAGGGCAGAGUGUGCUGUUCUUCUGCUGGAACCAAUUAUAUCAUGGAUUAAUGAUCACAUUAAAGGAAUAACUGGUCAGUCAGAGACGGACCUCUUCAAGGUAGGGUUUUAAACCUCUUUUUCUUUGUCUAAUGGGAAAUUUCUUUAUAUUUUCUGUUAUGCUUUUCAGAUGUACAGAUUGCUUGAGUUUGUUGCUAGCUUGUUGGAGCAUCCAUAUGCAAAGGUUCUGUCCUGUGGCUAUUCUCUUCAAACAGUUGUUAUUGAAUUGGAAACAUUGUCUUAUUUUUACCUUUUCCUUCUGUCAGGCAUUGUUGUUGAAGAUGGGGAUUAUGAAGAUCCUAAAACAAGUACUUGAACAAUGCGAUGAGGCAUAUAUUUUAGAAGAGAAGCUAGUAUCUGAGAACAGAAUACCUGUUAAAAGUUCGGAAAAUAUACUUAACUUCUGCAUGCCUUCUUUCAAAUCAUUGGCGUUAAUUUUUGAUUCCCGUGAAACCAAACCCAAUGCCUGCUUAUAUGACGAGUGAGUAAUCUUCAGAAAACUUACUAGUUUAAAUGUAAAUCUGUGCAAGACCGCUUAUUGUUUCUUGCUUCUGUAGGACCUCCAUUGAGAGUACAAGUACGCAGGAUUGUUCUAGAAUUAUGCUGCUUAUCCUCAGGUUAUGCAAGGUACGUGAAAUUGAGUUUGGUUUCAUCUUUUUCGUGAUAUAAGCGUCAUCAGUUAAUCUUUUGUGAUAGGUCCAGAAAUGUUCCUUUGUUUUCAUGUUCAAUUAUUUGGUACAAGAUUCCUGGUUGUAAAUAUUAAAUGCUGAGGACCUACCAAAAGUUCCUUGAUAGUUAGUUUAGAGAUAUUUCUAGAUUCUGAAUUAGAAUGUUAAUUAUGCUUGUCUCAGUUAAGCUAGAAAGCUCUUGGAAUUGGCUUAGUAUUUCUUCUAGUUAGCCUUUUGGAAGGCUUGCACCAUGCUCAUUGUUUGCCUUCCUUCUAGCUAGAAAGCUCAUUGUCUAUUCCAUGCUGGAUACAUUGACAUUUGCAUGUGUUCCGAUUACAUAGCCUAUGCUGGAUACCGAAAAAUACUUAAAAGAAAAUAAAUAAUUUCCCUAUCAUUUUAUGAAAUGAAAUCCAUUACAGAGUAUUAAAUAUGUCCACUUGAUAUACAGCGAAAAUGGGAAUACAUAUGCCACAUUUAAGUGAAAUACGAUAAACAUGGCACUAAGCGGGCUGAUUAAGGUUUAUGAAUCUUGGUUGUGUAAGUGCUUAUUUAUUCUGUGAAAACACGAUUUUCUUAUGAUCAUAUUUGUGUCAAUUUUCGUCACUGAUAGUCAUAAUGCUAUUAAUGUAAAUGGAGCACCGAUGAAUGUGUGGGGGAAUAUCAUGAAUGUCUACACCGGAGGAUCUUCGGAUGGCUGCUAAGUACCAUGGCCUUACCUUGGAAAGCCACCGAUAAAGGGCUUUCAAAAUGUCCCUAAUGCUAGUGGUGGGCCAGAUGAGAGAAAAGGCAGAGGUUUGUGGGCAUAUGUGAGUGUUUUCGGCAAUGGUACUUUAGCAUAGACAAGCACUUCAAGAUAUACUCCAACUACCACUGGUUUCAGGUUGUUUUCAGGAUGCACAAUCCCCUGCAGAAUUCACAAGUGCAUAUGUUGUGAUUCUUUUACAUUAUCUCCUUUUUAUCAGUUAUUUUUUAAAUGACAAUGGAUUUGAAUUUAGCGACGCUUGGUCCCCCAUUUCAUUCGAUAGCUCAAGUUGUGGUGUCUGGCCAGUGGGCUGGGCAUAUUUGUGUUAAAUUUUUUGAUGUGCUGACAUUUCUUUCUCAUCAGGCUCUGCCAGUUGGGAGAGAAUUGCUUGGUUGUCUGUUGUCUUUUAAGGAACUGGUUUCCUCCACGAAGGGAAGGAGUGCCCUUUCAAGCAUCUUUUUGCAGACUCCAUCGCCAGGGACCAGAGAACAAAUUGAGAAGGAAAAUGGGAGCAAUCUUCCUGACAUCUUUGACUGGGGCAGCUCUCCUCCCUUUUUAGUUUGUUGGAGAAAACUAUUGGGCGCCCUGCAUAUAGAAGACAAUGCUUCAACUUAUGCCGUUGAAUCUAUUCAUUUACUGUCUCUGAGUGGUUUGUGCAUUUGCAUGGAAGGUAAAAAGUGAGUUCUGGAACACAGGUUAUCUUCUUCUUUUCAUUUGCAUAUCCUUUAUGGAAAAGUAUUGAAUAUUUUCUUAUGCACGUAACGAAAAGAGAAACUGUUUGAUUACUAUGUUUAAAGUAGUAGAAGAGAGAACAUAGUCCUCGUAAUGAAUGAAUGGGCCAAGCAUCGUUUAUUUUAAAUUUAGAACCUCACGUUUCUUAAUUACUUGAAUGUGCUUUAUUGACAAUAUGUGAAGAUGAUACAUGGUUUCUCGGUGCAUGAUGAAUAAAUGGGCCUCCUCUACUAUUUUUCCGGUUUUUCUCUAUCUAGAAAUAAAGGUUUGUGUGUGCUGGAUUUAAAAUUGAGUUUCAUACUUUUGUCCGUUUGUAAUACUUUUCGAUUAGAUUUAACUUUUUAACGUUACUGACUGUCCUGUAAAAGAAAAUUCUAUGAUGUCCAAUAUGACAACAAAACUAUGGAUUUCUCCGUGCAUUUAAUGUACAUAAGUAUAAGAAGGAAGAUAAAAUGAGGGUAAACGAUGGAAGUGAUAAAUCAACCUAAAAAUAUUAUAAGCUAAGGCACAUAUUUUCUUCAUUGUCAAUAUCCCAUCUAAAACAUCGUCUUUUAUUUUGUCUGGGCAGCUUGGAGGGAAUUUCAGCAUUGAAAUCCCUUUUUGGGCUUUCUUCUGACAAGGAUGGUGCUGUUGCUUCUGUUGAAUCAUUAAAGGAUCUGCACAAAAUGAUCUCUGUGCUGGAUCAGAGAACCAGCGAAGAUGAACUCGUAGCCUCAUCCACAAUAAAGGUAUUAUGUCAAGUACGAUGUCUGUGGAAUUAUCUUUUUUUUUUAUACUUAUUAUACAGUAAUAGUAAAACAUUUGAAUACUCGCAUGAUUCUGUGUGUGCUAAUAGGUUAAAGAAGCUGUGAAGUCAAUGGUGUUCCUUCUUCAGAAGCCUGAAUCUUCAUCGUUCAAGGUGGAAGGCCUAGUUCCUUGUGAAGAUUCAGCUUCCAUGGAUGCCGUAUUGUCACCUGUGGUGACCCCGUCAUCACCAUCUGUUCCAUUUAGCAGAACUUCAGAUCUAGCCAAAACAUCAAGUCAUUAUGCACAUGUGUUGAGAUCCAGUGGAGAUUAUGAAAAUGGUAUCUACAACAGUUUCGUUGGUGCCCACUCAGAAAGAUUUGUUUGGGAAUGCCCUGACACUGCACCUGAUAGAUUGAUGAUGCCAUCAGUACCUACAAAGAGGAAACUUGCAUCAUCAGAGGGCUCCACUCGGCGCUCACGGGAUAGUUCUCUCCCAGAGGCUGUAGGUUCCAAUGGAUUUCCUCGGGGGGUGGGCAGCAUGAGCAGCAGCUCUGUCCCAACUCGAAGAGAUACAUUCAGACAGCGUAAGCCUAAUACAAGCAGACCACCGUCCAUGCAUGUGGAUGACUAUGUUGCACGAGAGAGGAACACUGAUGGAGCAGUUAGUGGUGCCAAUGUUGCAAGCUCUCAACGUGGAGGAAUGUCAAGUGGGAGACCUCCUUCAAUUCACGUGGAUGAAUUUAUGGCAAGGCAAAGAGAGCGCCAGAAUUCUUCACCUGCAACUGUUGGGGAUGUGGUUCAAGGGAAGAAUGUGGUACUCAUGAAUGGGAAUGAAUCUGAGAAAGCAGAUAAGUCGCAGAAAUUCAAAGCUGACCUCGAUGAUGAUCAUGAAAUCAAUAUUGUCUUUGAUGAUGAGUCAGAAUCUGAUGAUAAGUUGCCAUUUCCCCAACCAGAUGAUAAUCUGUUGCCUGCUCCUGUAAUGAUUGGGGCAGGUUCCCCUGGUUCAAUAGUUGAAGAGAAUGAAUCCGAAGUAAAUGAGAAUAAUGCUCGGAUUUCUCAGAUCACCACCCCGCACCGAUCUGAUAUUGGGAAUUCAGAUUUAGAAGUUCAUUUGAGAAGAAGACACAUUUCCCAAAUGGAAGCGUCAAUGUCUUCCGAAAAGAACUAUCCUAGGUCAAUGAAACAAAAGACAUUCUUCCAGGAGCAGUCCUCAGAUUCAAAGUAUGUGGCUCCUACGUCAAAGGGAUUUGAUAACACACCGCAGACAAGUGUGAACGCUUUUCCUCAAUUCUAUAAUAUUAGUCAUUCACAGUCAUCAGGACAGUCAUUGGGAGACACUCAACUCUCUCAAGCUACUUUUUAUCCAAGGGAUAGCCCACAGAAGGGAGGCAGUGCUUCAUCAUCUACGGGGCCUCAGGGCUAUCACGAAAAUAAAUCGCUUAUCAGUCAGCCACCUUUACCGCCUACUCCCCCUCCAACAAUUUCAUCAAUGCCGCUUCAGACUGCCCAAUCUGUGCAGAGCUAUGCAUCUGGGAGAGAUGUGCAACCUCCACUUCCUUCAGGAUUUCCGUUACAAGGAUUUGACAUUAAUGGUCCUGGCUCAGUGUCAGUUCCUAAUUUCCAAGUAAGCGAAAGUAUUUUGUCGAUGGCGAUUCUAGUUGUAUUGUACUUUCCAUGCUAGAGUUCCAAUAACUUCUAACUGAUUGGGUCAUUUUUCUAAGCAGGUUUAUUCUGAAAAGUUGUCUUCUAUUGCGGCGAACAACUCCACGCCAUCAACAGCUCAGUCUGCGGUAGAUUCCAGAUAUUCUGUGCCUGCUAGCAAUAAGUUGAAUGCUGACAGUUAUGCGUCAAGCUCUUCUACGAGAACUUUGCCACCCCUCCCAACAACACUUCCUCCAUUUUCUAGUUCUCUUACUCAGUCAUCGAUCAUGCAUCCUGGCCCCCAGCCCUCCGUAUAUACUCAGGCUACUCAACUUUCUUUGUCAUCCACUCCCGGAAUAUUUUCUGCCUCAGGAGGUAGUUUAACAACGUAUUCACUUCCUCCAUUCACGCCAUGGCAAGCACCCAUAUCUGGUUCUCUUUUUAGCUCUGUCAAUAUGCAGCCUAGCCAAAAUCAGCCAGCUCUGUCACAGCAGAUAACCGGUCAAUCUUCUGUACAAUCUGUGCAACCCCGUCCACCGCCACCACCGCCUCCACAGGCACCCCGCCCUUCUCAUCCUCAACAACAGUCCAGGGCUGGUGUUCAGUUUUCGCAGCUGCCAUCUGAGCAAGUUCUUUCGUUGAGAAGUCCUAUUCAAGUACAAGUGCAGCCUCUCCAGUCUCAGCAGCAGCUACAGAUUCCUCAGCUCCUGUAUUAUCAAUCUCAACAGCAGGAAAAGAUUAUGCUCCCACCUCAGACAUCUCUUGAACAACCUCAACCACAAAAUCUUCUGUCUCAAUCUGAUAGUAAGCUUCAACAACAGGAUCCUGGAAUAUCACUGCAGCAUUACUUCUCUACUCCUGAAGCUAUUGAGGUAUGUAAUGUGCGAGACAAAGCUUCUUGUGAAAUUUCAUAUGUGGCUUUCUAACGAUUUAUUUAUUCCACUCUGUUUUGGUCUGCUUGGCAGUCACUGUUGAAUGAUCGAGAAAAACUUUGCCAGAUUCUAGAGCAGCAUCCUAAAUUAGUCCAAAUGCUCCAGGUUAGUGAGUCUACAUGUCUCAUGGUGUGUAUCUCUGGUAAAUUGGAACAAAGUUUUAAGAAUAUUAUUUUAAAUGAUGGAUGGUUAGAGAUGAUUCUAGGUUCAACAAUCAAAAAUUUUGGUUUGUUUUAUCCCAAGAUAUGAAUAGCACCAAAAUGCAUUUGCUGAUUAGCGACUAAUAUUUUUGGUCUUUUGAUAAUAAUGAGCUGCGUUAGUUUAAUAAUUUUAUGUGCAAUCGGCAUGUUGCUCAUAGGUGGUGAUGAGAUUAUUAGCCAAUCAAACUGAAUGAGUUAUUAGCCAAUCGGCAUCUUAGAAGUUCUGUUUUGAGUAAUGCCGAGUAUUAUUUAUAUGUGCGCAUGGCCAUAUAUUUUAAUUUAUGAUUUCCCUACCUAACGGUGCGCUGAUCGCAUUACCUUAAAGACCGCAAUGUUUGGCUUCCAUCACUUGGAUGAUAUCAGCAGGGUUUCGACGGAUGAGGCAGCCCUUCCAGCUCCAGAUCCUCCAUUUCCAUCCUCGUUUUCACCGGAUGAAGUUUCUGUUCUUCAUUGAGAGGCUUCUUUUUCCUAAUGUUCAGGAGCGGCUGGGGCAGAUAUAG